Prunus armeniaca (apricot) is the source of this 255-nucleotide messenger RNA. Lineage: Eukaryota; Viridiplantae; Streptophyta; Magnoliopsida; Rosales; Rosaceae. The record is from the annotation of a GenBank genome assembly.
AUGUCAACAACUUACAUACACCUGAAGAAACGAACUUUAAUAAGCAAAAGAACGCGGAGGUGGAUAAGGCAACCACCACCGAAGAAACAAAAACAACACAGAGAGAAACAAACAGCACCAAUCCCUCCCAAACUAACAGGGAGGAACAAAACCGAAAAACCACAGAACAGCACACCCCCCGACCCUCAGUUAACCGUAGCUGCCAUAUCCCUCAUAAUAGUGGAUAGCUGCCAUAUCCUUCAUAUCUCAUCCUAA